Messenger RNA from Quercus lobata, 1203 nucleotides. It is a transcript of the gene PQL3, whose product is annotated as PsbQ-like 3. NCBI's taxonomy places the organism in Eukaryota, Viridiplantae, Streptophyta, Magnoliopsida, Fagales, Fagaceae. Gene Ontology annotation, molecular function: calcium ion binding. The transcript has 3 exons. Gene Ontology annotation, biological process: photosynthesis; photosynthetic electron transport chain. Gene Ontology annotation, cellular component: extrinsic component of membrane; photosystem II oxygen evolving complex; photosystem II. The record is from RefSeq and is a predicted model, not a curated record. The coding region runs from base 385 to 942 and encodes 185 amino acids.
CCAUUAAUCAGCAGUUUCAAUUCUCACUCUCACUCACAUCAUCUAUUCUAAAAUUAAAUAACAAAUAAAACACCGAAAUCCUCUUUCACUGUCAGUUCUCAACAGCCAAUAGGCGCUCUCUAAUCUAAGCCAGCCAACUUACCAAGUUUCAGGAGGGUGUCGGAGACAGAUAAUUGCAGGUUUCAGUUGAAAAGGAAAUAGGAUCUUUGUCUGAAUUCCAUCUUUUAACCAUUUUCUCUAUAGAUCCUUUCUCUGAUAAUUGAGUGCCAUAAAGGUUGCUUUUGACAAGCAUUUCUUUAAAUCCUUGGACCAUUGUGGAAAUUGAAAUAAUAGAUAUAGAUAGCGAUUAUUAUACCAAAUUAUCUUGUUAAAAUUCACAAGAGGAUGUCAUUUACACCUUUGGUCUUGCAACCCAACCUAUCAUAUUAUUCUCCAACCUUCACUUGCUGUUCAAAACCCUCUUUUAGGUCGAGAGAGAUGCCCCAGAAGGUCCUCGGAUCUAAUUUCAGUAGAAGAAGAGUAGGAGGAAUAGCAGCAAUGGUGUCGAUACUAUUGGCACAAGAAGUGAUUUUUGGUCAAGAGGUUGCAGAGGGAUAUGAACUUAAGAUGGUAGCACCUGGUCAAGCAUUUGAAGAGGCAAUGAGUAAAAUCAGAGGUCAUGCACAAGCUUUGUUACAAAUAAAAUCUCUAAUUGAGUCAGAGUCAUGGGGUGAAGCACAAAAGGUCCUAAGGAAGAACUCAGCCUACCUGAAACAGGACAUAUAUACCAUAAUCCAAGGCAUACCUGGAAAUGAGAGGCCCCAACUAAGGAAGCUGUAUUCCAAUCUCUUCAAUAAUGCCACCAGGCUAGAUUAUGCGGCAAGGGACAAAGAUGCAUCACGUGUCUGGCAGUGCUAUGAUAACAUUGUUGUGGCCCUCAAUGACAUUUUAUCUAGGAUAUAGUCAGAAGGUGCUUUUCCUUUUUCCUUCUUUCCGUUUUAAGAUUCUUGUCCUUUGAAAUAUGAAAUAAUGGGACCUUAAACUGGUUUGUCUAAAAUGAGCUCAUUUUGGCUAGACUUGUAGGAUUCAGAGAGAUAUGUCUGAUUGGUCUUGUCAAAAACAUGCUAUAAUAGGUUGUUACCUUUUUGUAAAAGCUAAGCCUUGAAAAGAAUAUUAUGAAAUUUGGCCUGCUGAAUUAUUGGUUGGUAUCUCAUAUCUGUUUUG